GGCUGGCCGCGGGCAGCGAUGUGACCCGGGGCGCGGGCGGCGGCGGCGGCGGUGUCUCCCCCUCGGGGCUGAGGCGGGACAUGGCGAAUGUCAAGGUGGCCGUUCGGGUUCGGCCUCUGAGCAAAAGAGAGAAUGCAGAAGGGGGAAGAAUAAUUGUAGAAGUUGAUGAAAAAGUGGCAAAAGUCAGAAACAUAAAGGUAGACAAUAGGCUUGAGGGCCCAUGGGACACAAGAGAGAAGAUUGUGGCUUUUGGCUUUGAUUUCUGCUAUUGGUCAGUUGAUCCUGAAGAUCCUAAAUGUGCAUCUCAGGAAGUGGUUUUCCAGGACCUCGGCACCUCAGUGCUAUCUGGUGCUUUUAAGGGGUACAAUAUCUGUCUUUUUGCAUAUGGACAGACGGGUUCAGGAAAAACGUACACGAUGAUGGGAACUCCAGCAUCCAUUGGGUUGACACCUCGUAUAUGUGAGGGCCUUUUCUCAAGGGAGGAUGAUUAUUCAGAGCAGCCAGCAUCUUGCAGAAUAGAAGUCAGUUUCCUUGAAAUCUAUAAUGAGCGUGUCCGAGAUUUGUUAAAGCAAUCAAACCAGAAAAAACCUUAUACGCUUCGUGUCCGAGAGCACCCUGAGACAGGUCCAUAUGUGCAAGGAUUGUCUCAGCAUUUAGUUACAGACUACAAAGAAGUCAUAGGACUUCUGGAAGAAGGAAUAGCCAACAGAAUCACAGCAGCUACGCAUGUUCACGAUGCCAGCAGCAGAUCCCAUGCCAUCUUCACCAUUCAAUACACUCAGGCUAUACUGGAGAACAAUCUCCCCUCUGAAAUUGCAAGCAAGAUCAACCUGGUGGACCUUGCAGGCAGUGAAAGAGCUGAUCCCAGUUAUUGCAAAGAUCGAAUUACAGAAGGUGCCAACAUUAACAAGUCAUUGGUUACUCUGGGAAUUGUCAUCUCCACCUUAGCACAAAACUCUCAGAUGUUCAGCAGCUGCCAGAGCAUAAACAGCAUAACUAGUGAAGGGGACAACCACGUGAGCAGUCACUCUCCAGGCAGUGUCAGCGGAACUAGGCGUCAGGCUUACAUCCCGUACCGUGACUCCAUCCUCACCUGGCUUCUGAAGGACAGUCUAGGGGGCAACUCCAAGACCAUCAUGAUCGCCACCAUCUCUCCUGCUAGCUCCAGCUACAAUGAGACCAUGAGUACUUUGAGAUAUGCCUCAAAUGCCAAAAACAUUAUUAACAAGCCCCGGGUGAAUGAGGAUGCAAAUGUAAAACUGAUUAGAGAACUACGAGAGGAAAUAGAUAGAUUAAAAACUAUGCUGAUGAGCUUUGAACUGAGAAAUUCUAGCCCUUCCUGGAGUGAUGACAGAGAUGGAAAUCUGACAGAAUUGGUUCUUCAGAAUGAAAUGAAGAUUGAACAGCUGACCAAAGACUGGAGCGAUAAGUGGACUGACAGGAAAGUCAUAAUGGAAGAAUACAGUGUGGACAUCAACAAAGAAAAAGCUGGAGUGACAAUAGAUUCCAAUUUACCUCAUUUAAUGGCAGUGAAUGAUGAUAUCCUCAGUACUGGAGUUGUGCUUUAUCAUCUCAGGGAAGGAACAACCAAAAUUGGAAGAUGUGAUUCAGACCAGGAGCAGGAUAUUGUUCUGCAGGGUCAAUGGAUUGAAAGGAACCAUUGCAUUAUAGACAACAAGUGUGGGAUUGUGACACUGCGGCCAGUCCAGGGAGCAUAUUGUACUGUAAAUGGACAGAAAGUCACUGGUGCUUGUCGUCUGUCACAAGGAGGUCUUGUUGUCCUGGGCAAGGCUCAUAAAUUUAGGUUCAACCACCCAGCAGAGGCUGCCAUUUUAAGACAAAGAAGAUUGAUUAGUGAAGUCUCCACCGUAUUGAGCAGCAAAUCUUUGGAAUGGCUGGACUUGGAUGGAGAUUUCACUCCUUCCCCUCCCUAUAUCUUUUCUCCACUUGAAAAAGAAAGUCAAAAGCAUAUAGGCCAUGAAGAGUACAAACAUUCGACUGAAAUGAUGAGCAGAGAGAGAGAUUCUGUGCAUGAAGAGUACAAGCAGAAGCUGAGAGAUCAGGAAGCUUUCCACAGGGAACACAUUCAACAGCAGCAGCUCUACAUUGAGGAUUUAAAGCAGCAGAUCCUGGCAGGACAGAUCAAAGCAGAGCGGGAACUAGAAUAUGACCAGGCACUAAUCAACCAGCAGAUCAGAGAAAACCAACAGUGGCUUAAUGAGAAGAAACAACUUGCUUCCCUCCAGCCGCAGCAGAGGGAGUUUGCUGUACAGACAGAGUCUAAGUCAUAUGUAGAAGCUGAAGUGCAGAAUACUGUGGAUUUGGAGAUCUGUCCUUCCCUGGUAGAGCAGAACAGGAAGAGACUGGUACAGCUGGAGCUUUUGCGGAGAUACUCUUUAAAGAAAGCAGAAAGAAACAUAAGGCGGAAAAAGGUCAAGUUCCAGUUGGAGAGGAUUAUCAAGAAGCAAAAAUUACUGGAAGCCAAGAGAAACCUAGAGCAGCUAGAGGCUAGCUGCUGGCUCAGUGAGGAUAACCUGAAACAGUCCCAAGUCCUGAACCAAAAUACCACAAUUACCUCCUGGGAUUACAAGUUGCAAAGGAGAAGCAAGUCAUUGGGUUCAAGUUCCUUGCAACACAGAAGACAUUCUUUUUGUAAUCCUUACCCACCACAUGUACCCAUUUACAGGUAAGUAAACUUUUGUAGAAUUUUCCAUAUUUGUUCCACAUUUAAGAAAUAUUUGCUGCCCUAGUAUCAGGUAAUGUACUAAAAACAUUUUUAUAACGGUAUAUUAACCCAAACUUUGUAUAAGUCAAAACCCUGUUCCAUCUUAUAAAAGCAGC
Molecule: messenger RNA, 2841 nt
Organism: Malaclemys terrapin pileata
Lineage: Eukaryota; Metazoa; Chordata; Testudines; Emydidae
Product: stAR-related lipid transfer protein 9-like
Exons: 23
Coding region: 81-2690 (869 amino acids)
Biological process (GO): microtubule-based movement
Molecular function (GO): microtubule binding; microtubule motor activity; ATP binding
Source: RefSeq, a predicted model, not a curated record